AUGGCCACUAAAGCGGACCCAGCGGACUCCAAGUUCACUGUUUUCAUCCGCCUGCCUUUCCCCCGGGGUGAUUUCGUCGAUCCGCCGCCUGUUGAAUGGAAUGCAUCCAAAGACCAAGCACUAUGGGAUAUCCUUUCGCGCCCAUCAAAGGGUGAUGAUAUAGACUGGAAGGCCCUUGCGGAUAGGUUUGAUGUUACCUUGCAGUUUUUGCUUCAGCAAGCAGCAUGGCUCUACGACCGACAGUUGUCUCAGGUGCGGGCUCAAAUGCGCAAAGUCCCCACGACGCAGUCAACUUCUCCGUCUCCGGCCCCGGGAUCGGUAUCCGGCAGCGGCGCAUUAGGCGGACAGCUACAGAAGGGACCUCACGGUCCGAGUAGGCAGGUAUCACAGCAAAACGAUACACUGCCACUACGAGCGGCCGCCGCUCGGCGCACGAGUUCGACAUCCACCACCACUAUCAACCAGUUCCGCAGUUCCCGUGAUCCAUCGCGCACCGAUACACCAACGGGCGAAGGGAAGGAGCAGCGCUGGGAUUCGUUUGGCCGUCGGUCGUCAUUCACAAGGCGUGAACAGCCACCACCUACUUCGCUCUUGCGGUCGCCUCCACUCCAGGAAGAGGAUUUUACAUCCUCCUCUUCGGAAGAGUCAGAAGAUGAAGACGACACUAAACAAGCCCCUCGUUUCAAGCGCUUCGGGAAAUUCUCUACUCAUCGGGCCGGUCUACGCGACGACGAGGAUGAAGAUGACGAGGAUGAUACCCCUGCAUUCCUUCCGCUUAGUCGAGAGACCGAACCAACGUCAAGGGAGAGGCCUGUACAAGAGCUCGGCGCUGCUCUUCGAUCAGAGGAACAGCGACGGCGCAGCACAGAUCAGCAGCCCAGACCACGGAUACCGGUUACUGGCGAGUCGUCAGCAAGCUCUGCCAGCUCUGGAGUCCCUGCCAAUCUACCCCAGGGUGAGAGUCGGCGAUCGAGCCAGGCUAUGGGGGCAUUGAGCCCUCAUCAACGUGGAGAGGUGCCUCGUCGGAGUCCUCGCAAGUCUACCGCAUCGGGACGAGAGGCGAGUGACGGGACUCCGAGCAUGGGGAGUAGCUUCAGUGACCUGGAUGAUGCCAGUGUCACACAAUCCGCGCUUGAGGAAGCCCUGAUGAGCAACAUGCAGCAUGGCGGCAUGGCCAGCCGCAUGAGCACAAUCAGCCAGGCCCUUCGCAGUAAAUACCUGCCGUGA
Molecule: messenger RNA, 1227 nt
Organism: Penicillium riverlandense
Lineage: Eukaryota; Fungi; Ascomycota; Eurotiomycetes; Eurotiales; Aspergillaceae
Exons: 6
Coding region: 1-1227 (408 amino acids)
Biological process (GO): autophagosome assembly
Cellular component (GO): phagophore assembly site
Source: RefSeq, a predicted model, not a curated record